Messenger RNA from Monopterus albus (swamp eel), 3777 nucleotides. RefSeq names its product prickle-like protein 2. The record is from RefSeq and is a predicted model, not a curated record. Lineage: Eukaryota; Metazoa; Chordata; Actinopteri; Synbranchiformes; Synbranchidae. Gene Ontology annotation, molecular function: zinc ion binding.
GAUACCUGUGUCCACUGAAGCGGCUUGUGUUGAGGAGCAUGUUGUGACAGCCAUGUCUCUGGAGAUGGAGAAGACCAUCACCAAGCUGAUGUACGACUUCCAGAGGAACUCCACCUCUGAUGAUGACUCUGGAUGCGCGUUGGAGGAAUACGCCUGGGUUCCCCCCGGCCUCAGUCCCGAGCAGGUGCAUCAAUACUAUAACUCCUUACCAGAAGAGAAGGUCCCCUAUAUAAACAGCCCUGGAGAGAAGUAUCGCAUCAAGCAGCUCCUUCAUCAGUUACCACCACAUGACAACGAGGUGCGUUAUUGUAAUGCACUGGAUGAAGAGGAGAAACGAGAGCUGAAGCUCUUCAGCAACCAACGGAAGAAAGACAAUUUGGGCAGAGGCAACGUCCGUCCUUUCCCACUCACCAUAAAUGGAGCCCUCUGUGACAAGUGUGGUGGUCAGAUUAACGGAGGGGACAUUGUGGUUUUUGCAGCAAGGGCAGGUCAUGGAAAAUGCUGGCACCCUCACUGCUUUGUCUGCAGCAUGUGUGAGGAGUUGUUGGUGGAUCUCAUCUACUUCUACCAGGAUGGCAAAAUCUACUGUGGACGGCACCACGCUGAGAGGCUGAAACCCCGUUGCUGUGCCUGUGAUGAGAUAAUCUUUGCUGAUGAAUGCACCGAGGCAGAGGGCAGGCACUGGCACAUGAAGCACUUCUGCUGCUAUGAGUGCGAGACCACCCUUGGCGGCCAGCGCUACAUCAUGAAGGAUGGUCGGCCACACUGCUGCAACUGCUUUGAGUCUCUUUACGCUGAGUACUGUGAUGCAUGUGGAGAACACAUAGGCGUUGACCAAGGCCAGAUGACGUAUGAUGGGCAGCACUGGCAUGCAACUGAGGAAUGUUUCUGCUGUGCUCAUUGCAAGCGCUCACUGCUGGGCCGGCCCUUCCUGCCAAAGCAAGGGCAGAUCUUCUGCUCAAGGUCCUGCAGUGCUGGGCAGGAUCCAGAUGAGUCCGACUCCUCUGACUCAGCCUUCCAAAGCGCUCGUUCCCGUGAGUCCCGCCAUAGCACCAAGAUUGGGAACAAGGAGCGCCAUGCUGACCGUUUGUCUGCUGAAAUUGAUCCUCUGUCUGUUCAGAUGGACCGUUUAAGCGUCUCAUCUAGCCAGACUCCAAGCAGGACACCUAACCGCACACCUAGCCGCACUCCAAGCCGUGCCCCCAGCCUUAACCAAGUGUGGAUGAGCCGGGAUGAGUCCUACGCCCCUGCUGCAUAUGAGGCUCCCCAGCGGGAACCUUCCCCUACCCCUGGACCUAUACAUCUGCUUGGUCAGUGUAACCCUCGGCAGGGCUACAAUCCCAAUGCAAACGCUCAUCCUCCAGGCCAGAAUCCUGCCAACCAAGGAAAGAGACCUGAUUCCUGGGGGAAGGAACAAGGUAAUGCCAAGAGGACCCCUAUGGCUGCUCUGAGGGGGCACUCCUUUAAUGAAAACUGGAUGCAACACAGCCAGGAUGAGUUUAGGCCCAACAAGCUACGCACCCAGAUGAGUUUCAAUGAGAUGUCUAGCCAAAGCCAAGGCUUCUCUGACAAGAGGAGUAUCAGUUUGCAUGGAUUCCAAAGAGAUGGAAGACCCCCAUUGACCAGGAGAAAUCCCAUCAAUGCCAUGAGCUUCAAUGAGCCCCUCACUCCUCUAGAACAGACCCCUCGUGGAUCCAUGGACUCCCUCACUAUAUCCAAUGCUACAGGUAACUCUCUGGAUGGGGUCAAUAAGCGUCAGGAGCAUUUGUCUAGGUUCUCCAUGCCAGACCUGAGCAAGGACUCGGGUGUGAACGUAUCUGAAAAGAGCAACAUGGGCACUCUCAGCUCCUCAGUCCAGUUCCACAGUACAGAAUCUCUGUCCUCCUCUCGCCCAUACAACAACAACAACAUGUACGCUCCACUGAGAGUUGGUUACCCACUGCAAUACUGGGAUGGCCAGCAGCCACUGGGCUUUGAUGACAAAGGUCGUGCCGGGGUGAUGGGCAGCAGCGGAAACCUGCGGAUGGCUCCAAUGAGUGAUCGAAUGCCCCGCCGACGCAUAAGUGGGCAGGAACCUGUAUCACAGCAACAGCAACCACAACCAAGACACCGCAAACACCAUCGUGGAAACCAUGGUAAUGGGCAGCACCGCAGUGGUCGUCACCACAAACGCUCUCGCCGUUCUCGUUCUGACAAUGCCCUGCACCUGGUGGCGGACCGGCCCACUCAAAUGGUGGAGCUGCCCUACCGCCGUGUUCAGGAGGAUUAUGAUCGCUUCCCCUCUGGUCAUGCUGCUCGGGAGUUGUUUGGUCUAGAGCCCGGUGGGUAUAGACAGCAGUCCCACCGACCUUGUCCCCGUACCACUUCUGAUCUCACCCUGCAGAAUGCUGGGUGGCAACCUGUGGGGCUGGGUGGGCCAUACUGGGGCGAUGGGUACAUGGAGGCUGCUGACCUCUGGUGCUCCAGCUGCUCUUCUUCCUCCGAGUCAGAGGGAGAUGAGGGUUAUUUCUUGGGCGAACCAAUCCCUCGGCCUGUGCAGCUGUGCUACAUCAACAACGAGGAGCUGCGCCAUCGCUACAGCCCCUCUGGCAUGGGUGGCCAUCAUGGACCUCUGCAUGGACCAAUUCAUGGCCAGCUGCACACUCGCCAGAGGAGGAAGAGCAAAAACUGCAUCAUUUCCUAGAUAUAGAGCAAAGAGAUAGUGAGGGAGAAGCAGGAAAGUGAGAUGACAGAGAGAGAGGUAAGGAUAUGGUUAAAGCAACAUAGAGGAGGAACAGAGGGAGUGGGAAGGUGAGAGUGAGAGUUGACAGGGAGAGUGAAUAGUGUUUGUGUAUGAAUUUGCGUGUGUGUGUGUUGGGGUUAAAGAGACAAAAAGACCUAUUUUUUGUGCUUGUGAGCUUACACAACUCUACAAUGGCUAAUGUUUGUGUACACCUACACAGAAUGAUCUAAUCAUGAGAGGAAGCUCAGUUGGCUUACACAACAGAAAUGUUUACAAUGAUGGAAACCAACUCUACUGAUGCUACCAGGAAGCACUAAUGAAUACGACUACUAAAUAUACUGUGGUUAAGGUAAAUAACAUGAUGUAUGUGUGUGUCUGUGUGUGUAUCCAUGUUACAGAGAGACUGAUCAAUUCCUUUACCGAUUGAAAAGGGAAGUAACACUGGUCAAACUACAGUGAUCUGACUGUUCAUGUUGCAGCUCACUGAUCCAAACCCUGGGCAGUAAAACCUAUUCUAUGUGGACAAACCAGAAAUCGUGUUGGGAUAGUGAAAGCUACGUGCUAGAUUCCAAGCUAUGUUAUUGUUUACCUCAGUGGAAUCCAAAUGCUGCUGGAAUAUAGUGUUGGCUCGCUAGCCCCGUUAUCACCUUGUACAAAUAGUCUGUUGAACCUUGUGAACUACAUAGCCAGCUCUCAUGCUUUACUAGGGACAGAGUGCCGGACAGCCUCUGCUCCUUGACCAUUCAGGCACAGUAACGUCAGGUAUGGUCCCGUUUUCUCUUCUGCAACAUGCUUUGUUUUUUGAGAGUUACUUAUAGAUGAUGAUUAAUAAUAUUGAUAAUAACGCUAACAAUAAUAACAGCAGUGCAAAUAAUUAUAAUGAUAUUAAAGAAUAAUACCUGUUAAAUGUAUAUAUAGUAAUAAACUUAAUAAAGUAAUGGAUGUAGUCAUGUAAAUGUUAUGUACAUAUAGUCUUAAAUAUUUAUAUAUUUUGUAACUAAAGAAUCAUUAUUUGUAUAACAUGAUGUAGGGAUAGGGAGACUUGCAUGUUGAUU